GCGUGCCCCACCACCGCCCGGGCGGAACUCAAAUUCUUAAGCAUGGCCAAAAGUGCCUUUACCCUCUGUAGGGAGCACUAACCACUGAGCUUUUUCUCCGGCUCUAACAGUAUCGCUUGCUAAUCAGAACACAGUGCUCUGGUUAGGUGGUUGUGGUUUUGGUUUUGUCAAUGUGGCACAAACUAGGGUCGUCAGAGAAGAAGGAACCUCAGUUAAGAAAAUGCCACCAUCAGAUUGGCCCAUAGGCAAGCAUGUGGGCCAUUUUCUUGAUUGUUAUGGGGUAGGUGCUGUCCCUGUAUACUUUCAUGUCACGUGUGUUGUACUGUCCCUUCUCUCUUAAGGCCCCACCCCUUUCAGUGGCCCCUGUCUAGCUUCCUGACCUCCACAAACACCCCAGGCGAAGUGUACAGAUGUGAAAAUUCAAAGCUAGGAUAGUAAACUAGAGAGAACGUGUGGCAUUCAUCUUUCUGGACCUCAGUAUAAUUUGUCUCCAUUUCAUCUAUCUCCGUGCACAUUUCAUUUUUCUUUACAGCUGAAUAAAUACCACUGUGUAUAUGCAUCCCAUUUUCACUGUCCACUCUUGAGUUGAUGGACAUCUAGGCUGAUUGCAUUUUCUAGCCAUUAGGCUAGAGAGCCAUGGCCAUAGAUGAGCAAGCAUCUCCGUAGUAGAAUAUGGCGCCCUCUGGGUUUAUGCUGGGACAUGUGGUGGUCUAUUUGUGGCUGUUUGAGAAACCUCCACACUGACUUCCAUAGUGGCUGUACCGGUUGACACUCCCACCGACAGUGACUAGGUCCUUUCUCCACGUGCUCAUUAUCAUUUGUUUUCUUGAUGAUACCCAUUCUGUGGUGAGAUGGAGUCUCGAAGUAUUAAAUUUGCAUCUCCUUCAUGGCUAAGGAACAUUGAACCAUUUUAAAAGUAUUUAUUGGCCAUUUGGAGUUCUUUGGAGAACUCGGUUCAGUUCCUUAGCCCACCUUGCGAUGGGGUUGUUUGUCUUCGUUCAGUUCAGUCCUUUGUGCUAUCAACUUGUGUUUCAGGAGCGGUUGACAUUUGAGGAUGUGUCCAUUGAUUUCUCCCCAGAGAAGCGGGAAUGCCUAUACCCGCCCGCUCGCUGGAAUUUGUAUAGGGAUGUGAUGUUGGAGCAUUACAGGAACCUUGUCUCCCUGGGUCUUGCUGUGCGUAAACCUUACCUGAUCUCAUUGCUGGAGCAGAGAAAGGCGCCUUGGAAUGUGAAGAGACACGAGUCAGGAACCAUGUACCCAGAAAAUCUCUGUGACUGUAAUGACUCUGCAAAAGCCUUGGAUCAACACACAAAACUUACCACCCAUCAAUGUGUGCAUAGUGAAGAGAAGCCAUUCAAACAGGAAGAAUGUGACGAAGCGUUGAUUGAUGAUUCGGCUUCUGAUGGGCGUCACAGGGUGCAUAAAGGAGAUUUGCCCUACAAAUGUAAAGACUGCGGGAAAGCCUUUAAAUACCGCUCAAUCCUCUACCAACACCGCAUAAUCCAUACUGCUGCAAGACCCUAUAAAUGCCAAGAGUGUGGGAAAACCUUCAAGAGAGGUAGAAACCUCACGCAACACCAGAUGACUCAUAAGAGAGCGAAACCCUACAAAUGUAAAGAAUGUGGCAAAGCCUUUCCUACACAUGCUGUACUUACUCAACACCAAAUAGUUCACACUGGAGAGAAGCCCUACAAAUGUAAAGACUGUGGGAAAGCCUUUAAAUAUAAUUCAUCCCUGACUCAGCAUGAGGUCAUUCAUACCGAAGCAAAACCCUACACAUGUCAGGAAUGUGGCAAAGCCUUCAAGAGAAGUCACUCCCUGAAUCAGCAUCAGCUCAUUCAUAAAGGAGAGAAACCACACAAGUGUAAAGAGUGUGGCAAGGGCUUCAGUAAACAGUCGUCUCUUACUCAACACCAAGUAAUUCACACCGGAGAGAAACCCUAUAAAUGUAAAGAGUGUGGGAGAGCCUUCAGAUACCAGUCAACCCUGACGCGCCACCAAGUCGUUCACACCGGGGCAAAGCCCUACAAGUGUGAAGAGUGCGGCAAAGCCUUCAACAACAGCUCCACGCUUAGCCGGCACCAGAUCAUCCACACGGGAGAGAAGCCCUACAAGUGUCAGGAGUGCGGCAGAGCCUUUUACUGUUCCUCCUUCUUGAUCCAGCAUAUGAAAGUCCAUUUUGAAGAGCUGCCCUAUAGAUGCAAAGAGUGUGGCAAACCCUUCAGACUCUCCUCACAGCUGAUUCGACACCAGAGAAUCCAUACUGGAGAGGAGCCCUACCUAUGUAAGGACUGUGGCAGAACCUUCAAAUAUCACUCGAACCUGACUCGACACCAAAUACUUCACACUGGAGCAAAGCCUUACCAGUGUGAAGAGUGUGGCAAAGCCUUCAAUAAUAGCUCGACCCUUGCUCGACACCUGAUCAUCCACACGGGAGAGAGACCCUACACAUGUCAGGAGUGCGGCAGGGCCUUUUACUGUUCCUCGUAUUUGAUCCAGCAUAUGAAAGUCCAUUUUGAAGAGAUGCCCUAUAGAUGCAAAGAGUGUGGUAAACCCUUCAAGUGUUCUUCACAGCUGAUUCGACACCAGAGAAUCCAUAGCGGAGAGAAACCCUUCGUAUGUAAGGAAUGUGGCAAAGCCUUCAACUGUACCUCAUACCUUACUAAGCAUCAGAGAACCCAUUCCGGAGAGAAACCCUACGUAUGUAAAGAGUGUGGCAAAGCCUUUAAUUGCUCUUCCUAUCUUUCGAAACAUCAGAGAAUUCAUAUUGGAGAAAGACUCUAUAAAUGUAAAGAAUGCGGCAAAGCUUAUUACUUUUCUUCACAGCUUAACCGACAUCAGAGAAUCCAUACUGGAGAGAAACCCUACAUAUGUAAAGAGUGCGGCAAGGCCUUCAACUGUUCUUCAUAUCUUAACAAGCAUCUGAGAAUCCAUAUUGUAGAAAAACCCUACGUAUGCAAAGAGUGUGACAAAGCUUUUAGCUGUCCUUCAUACCUUAAAAAACACCAGAGAAUUCACUCUGGAGAGAAGUUUUACAAGUGCAAAGAGUGUGACAAAGCCUAUUACUUCUCCUCACAGCUUAACCAGCACCAGAGAAUUCACGCCAGAGAGAAACCCUAUCGGUGUAAAGAGUGCGGCAAAGCCUUCAUUUCUUCUUCCAGCCUGAAGCGGCACCAGGAAACCCAUACGCUGGUGAAACCCAGCAGUGUGUCGAGUUUGGCAAAGCCUCAAUAGUCACAUAUUUGUCACCAGGUAUUUCAUAAAGGGGGGAAACCCUAGACACGCAGUCCAAGACUUUAACAACUGCUGAAACUUUAGUUUUCACACCAAAAGGUGGUGUGCCAUGAGGGAGACUCGACAAGUGUGAGGAGGUGGGGAAACCUUUCACAGGCGUGCAGUGGUUAGUCCAUACUAAAAGGUCCGCGGUGGAGAACAGCUUACAGAUAUGCUAAUGUGGCCCGGCCCCUGACCACAGCGCUUCCAUAUUGGACAGUAACAAAUUCAUGUCGGAAAGAGCACUGUCCUAUGUGUAACCCUCAGAAGAGUCUGAUACUAUACCGUGAAUCCCCUCAUAAAAUAACAAAUUGAACAAAGCUUUCACUAAUACCUCAAAUCUUUUUUUUUUUAAGACAGCCCAUACCUCAAUAAAUCUUGAUGUACAUAAAGAAUUAGCACAGAACAGAAAUCUUAUGACUAUGUAGUUUGUGGCAAAAUUUUGAUCUUCUGCUUAUCAUUAAUGAAGUGGAAAGAGAUACAUCACGGGUGUCAGAGUUAUUUGAACUCAUCUCCGAAAACGUGGAAUUUGUUAUACAUUCAAAUAUACUAAAUAACUUCACUGUUAGAAACUACACAAGGCUCGGCCUUGUGACAUUUUCGCAGAAGAAUAAGGCUGCUUUCUGAGAAGUUUUGAACUGUUUUCUCCAGAGAGCAUAAAGUGGAUUUUGAAAAACUGUAUAUUCUGUAUAAACUUUAUUUUAGUACAUACAUGGAGUGGGUGGUUCUUCUUGUCUCUGAUAUGUAUUGCUUGACAUGUUAAUUUGUUACAGAGAGUAGGUCACCAUUUUGAUCUACUCUUAUGUACAGUAAGAUCCUGUUGAUCUUACUGUUAUGUACAUAACAGAUCUUAGUAAUAUUUCGUUGAGGAAUAGUGAAUGACUGCUAAUUCUUUUUUUAUUUUAUUAAAUUUUCUAUUCAUUUUACAUACCAACCACAGAUCCUCCUCUCCUCCCUCCUCCUGCCCCCGAUCCUUGUGCCCCAACCUACGUCUCCCACCUCCUUCAAGGCAAGGUCUCCCAUGGGGAGUCAGCAGAGCCUGGCACAUUCAGUUGAGGCAGGUCUAAGCCCCUCCUCCCUGCACCAGGGCUGGGAAAGGUGUAUGACUGCUAAUUCUUGUUCUCGGUGUCCUUAUCCUUCAAAUAGAUGUAUAGAUUUGAAGAUUUAUUUGUAUGUGAUAUUUUAAUCCAUCCUUUUUUCACUUACCCAGAAAUUAUGAGGGAUGUGAAAGUAUAAUAAAUUGUUCUAGCUUUCUGAAUAUUAAGUUUUUUAUAUUUUUUUUUGUCAUAUGGUUUUUAUCCACACAUCACCCCUUAGUUAUACAAAGAACACAGAAAUGUUGGUAUUCAUUUGUGUUGACUGCAACAUACAACUAAGGAGUUGUUAGGAGUAAGACUACAGAAAUACUGUAUGUUCAUGGAUAAUAAUUAAGAACAAAAGGAAAUUAUAGAAACCAAAAGUAUUUUUAAGGGAGUUGAUCAUUUAUGGCAAGGUAGAAACCUUGUGUUUUGGGGAGUGGGCGGGUGAGAAUAAAUUCCAUUUUAUCUAAAUGGAACUUAUUUAAACACUUCAUGGUUCUUUGUUUAGAAUCGUUACUUCCUGGUUCUACUUCUCUUAGUCAUAAAAGACAUAUGAAUUGAAGUUUA
Molecule: messenger RNA, 4919 nt
Organism: Peromyscus leucopus (white-footed mouse)
Lineage: Eukaryota; Metazoa; Chordata; Mammalia; Rodentia; Cricetidae
Product: zinc finger protein 11
Biological process (GO): regulation of transcription by RNA polymerase II
Molecular function (GO): RNA polymerase II cis-regulatory region sequence-specific DNA binding; DNA-binding transcription factor activity
Source: RefSeq, a predicted model, not a curated record